Molecule: messenger RNA, 678 nt
Organism: Paramuricea clavata
Lineage: Eukaryota; Metazoa; Cnidaria; Anthozoa; Malacalcyonacea; Plexauridae
Source: the annotation of a GenBank genome assembly
AUGGCUGAAGAAAAUGAGACAGGGGUGCCAGAUCUGCCGGUAAAAACUGGUACUACAUCAUCGACACAUGAAAAUGAGUUUUAUAGAAUAUCAAAGAAGUUAAGAAUACAAAUUAAUCAUUUGCAAGGACAAAUAAUAAAGGAAACAAACAUCUCCAUAUUAGAAAAGGAAGCAAAUAUUGUAGAACAAUGCAUGAAGGAACUAACUGCUGCCCAAGAAGAAUUAGAGCGCAUCCAAGGUUCAGCCAUCGAAAAGAUGACAUUUUAUAGUAAGUUUGAGGAUAUGAGUCGAGAAACAAAUCAAAUACUUGCCCAAGCGGUGCAAGCAAUUCAACAGCUAAAAUUGAAUGAAAACGAAGAAGGACAUUCAGUAAUCACAUCCACUCAUCGAAGUAGAUCAAGUCAUCGAAGUAGACUAUCUCGUUCAUCACUAGCUAGUACUAGCUCAUCCGCACGACUUCGUAGACUCGACCUCGAAGAGGAAAUUGCAACAUUGAGAGCCAAAAUAAAUCUUGUAGAGGAAAGGGAACAACUAGACAAGGCUAACCGAGUCGCACUCGAAGAAAUCGAAAGGCGAAAGCUGGAAAUCCAGAGCGAAGAGCAGCGUUUGAUUGAGCAAAUCGAAACCACGAAGGAAACAUUCAAACUUAAGGAACAGUUAGCAGAAAGGGAAGCAAGA